AUGGUCAAGGCAAGAUCAACUCAAUUCGAUAUCGAAAAGCCCGUGCAUUCGCGAGACGAAGCCAAAUCCAACUUAUCCGAUUCGUCGCAUUCACCAGAACUAACACCAGAGCACCAGCAGUACCUCAUAUCGCGCCACGGCACAGUCAAGCUUGACCCCAUCCCGUCGCAGGACCCCAAUGACCCCUUGAACUGGCCGCAAUGGCAGAAAAACUAUGAAAUCUUGAAUAUCACAUUUAGCACUUUUUCAUCGACGUUUAUGGCCUCGGGGAUGAACUCAGCGUUUGAGCCUCUCGCGAAACAAUACAACUCCACCUUGACUGAUGCUUCCUAUUUCACCUCGGUUCAAAUUGCCAUCUUUGGCAUUUUUCCUUUCUUAUGGGUGCCACUUAUGAAUACAUGGGGACGCAAGCCCUUUUUAGUGAUGGGGGCCUUGGGAUGUUGCGCGUGUAACAUUGGCGGUGGGUUCGCCAAGACUUAUGGACAACAGAUGGCCACGAGGGCACUUUCGGCUUUUUUCAUCGCGACUGCUACGAGUGCUGGAUCGAGCGUGGUGGGCGACUUGGCAUUUGCCCACGAGCGAGGGCGCAAGAAUGGAUGGUGGAGUGUGGGUUUUGUAGCUGGCACCCCCAUGGGUUCAUUCAUCACUGGGUUCAUCCAGUAUCACGCUGGUACCAAAUGGAUUUUUUUCACGUAUGCCAUCAUGAAUUUCUGCCAGUGUUUAGGAUGGGUGUUUUCAAGAGAAACGAUAUAUUCGCGCAACUCGCCUGAUGAUGUCAAAUUCCGUAUGUUCAGAGUAUCGAAAGCAAGACCAUUUGCAUGGUCAAUUUUCGUGCGUCCAUUUCACCAAGCAUUAAAUGGCAACAUCUUGCUUGCGGUUCUCGCGGCGUCGAUAACUUUCUGCUACGCCAACAUUGUGCUAAGCGUCGAGAUGCCCCAAGUGAUGAUCCCGUUGUUCCAUUUGAACCCCCAGCAAAUGUCGCUUCAGUACAUUUCCAUGAUCAUUGGCUCGGCGAUAGGCGAGAUCUUGGCGGGACCUUUGUCGGACUGGUGGAUGGCGCAGAGCGUCAAGCGUCGCUUGGGCCAUCGUGUGGUUGUUGAUCGGUUAUGGGUCUCGUACAAUGGCUACAUCUUGGUGAUUGUGGGGCUCAUAGUCUGGGGGGUAUGCUUGGCUCAAGCAACACCCGGACAUUGGACUAUAAAGCCCUUGGUUGGCAUCGCCAUCGCCGCGACGGGGAACAACAUUGUCGCCACUGUAGUCACCACGUUUGCCAUUGACUGUAACCCGCGCCAAGCGGGCGACGUGGGCAUUUUCCUAAAUUUCUGGAGAUCGCUUUACGGAUUCAUUGGCCCUUUUUACUUUCCCAAGAUGUUUGAAAAUUUGGGCAUUGGUGGAUCUGCUGGGUUAAUGUGUGGACUCGUGGUGUUGUUUGCUUGGGCUCCAACCUGUAUCGCCCAUGGUCUUGGUAUCUACAGGGAAAAAAGACAGGUAAUGUAA
Molecule: messenger RNA, 1497 nt
Organism: Lodderomyces beijingensis
Lineage: Eukaryota; Fungi; Ascomycota; Pichiomycetes; Serinales; Debaryomycetaceae
Source: the annotation of a GenBank genome assembly